AUAGAAAUAUGAACCUAUUGCCACAUAUGAUGUGGGUGAUGAUAAAAAAACAUAUAUUAAAAGUUUGAAGUAGAUACAUUAAGAAAUUAAGAAGUUAUACAAAUACAACAAUUUUUUUUUAAGAGAUGGGAAGGUAAAUCUAAUAAUUUUGGUGCUAGAGUUGUGAACCUUGUUGUGCAUAAUCUCCAUAUCUAUCCAUAUUUCAAGUUUUUUUAAGAUAUUUUCAGUAUUUGUUGAUUUAUCACAAAUACAUGUCUUGUUUUAUUUGCCGUAUUGUACGACAUUUAUAUCAAAGUUAGCAUGAUGAAAACUCUGUCAGUUAUUUAAAUAAUGUGCAUUUCUUUCUAAAUUUAUUGUGUUUUCAAUAAUCUCAAAAACUUGAUUGGACAUGUCUGUAAAACAUUUUUUUAUAUACCGAUAAAAAUACAGUUAUUUAUCUCGUACAUGCAAUAUUCUUGAAAUCAUUGUUAUCUUAAUAAUUUCUUUAUUGCUUAAAUAGAAAACACUUUAUAUUUAAGUACUUAUAGUCCUUAUAGUUUCAUGUAUAUUGUUGUUGUGUUUUUUUUCAACAGAGGAAACAAUCAAAUUUUCUUAUAAAACAAUAGGAUGGAAAAAUGAGUUAUUUUCCUCUUCACAUCAUCAGAGGAAGUAAAAGUAGCAAAAUUUCUUUAAAUCUUGCGAAACAGAAUCAAUACAAUUCCUUUGAUUUGUUUCUGCGACAUAGUACGAAAUCAUCUUUUCAAAAAUGUUUCAAGAACCUGACUACAGAGAAAACCUAUCAUUGGCACUAUCAGAGGUUUUAGAUGACAUUGGUGUCAAUGAAAGAAUGGUGAUGAGAAGGAGAAGACAUUUAAUGCUGAGAGAAACUAUGGGUAAUAUCAUGUUCAGGUUAACUGAUAUAAACGUGACUAAUUAUCAUCUAGGGAGUCAGAGUGAAGGUACAACUACUAGAGGACUUCAUUCAGACAUUGAUAUACUAGUCUGUUUGCAUAGGUACAAUAUAAUACAAGACUGGUCACAGUGGGAACAUGGCAAGUUUAACUACCUCAUGAUACAGGAUGAGAACACUACUCCCGGGUAUUGUUUCUUACAACUGCUCCAUCCUUAUGCUCCAUAUCUUCCUGUCACUGUCAUUCCUGAUGAACACCAUAUAAAUGAUAGAAGUGGAAGAAUAUUAUUAAAAAACACAAGGUAUAAUGGUUUAAUUCCGGGUGCUAUAGAUCAUGGACCAUCAAAUGCUUUACAAGGACAGCAUGGAUACUAUGAUAUGGACAGUGUGAUAGCUUUUCAUUGUAAAUCAUGGCCUCAAUCAGCAUCAAGUUGGUUAGAUAGACAAGGUAUUGGUAGAUGGCCAACACAAGAGAUGAAAAGAUAUGCAGUCAGAACUGGGUGUUUUGUUGUUGCAACUGGAAGUAAGGUCAGUGAAUAUCCUGAACUUGAAUGGAGAAUAUCUACAUCCCUGACAGAAAGGUGCCUUAUGUUAAACCUAAAUAUAACACAAAUAAGGUGCUAUGUACUAUUGAAAAUGAUUCUUAAAUCCUUCCUUAAUCCUCAGGGGACAAUUAAUAUAUCAAGUUUCAUGUGUAAAACAGUUCUUUUACACUGUAUAGAAAACACAGAGUCAAGUAUAUGGAAAGAGAACAAUUUAUUUAUAUGCUUAACAUACUGCUUAUCAGAACUACAUAGCUGUGUACAGAAUGACCGUUGUUCACAUUUCAUUAUCCGAGAAAACAAUUUGAUGGCAGGGCAAUUUACAGCUGAAAAAAAACAUGAACUUUCAAAAAAUAUAAGCGAUUUUUUACAGAAUGACAGACAAAUGUUACUUAUAAUUGAUAUUGAUGAUCUUGGCUAUAGAUUGCAAGUUAAACUGAACAUGCUACCACACGGAGCAUAUUAUCAUCAAUCUUCUCAUGCAAUACAUGAAUUUUAUAUGACCGAAGAAUAUUUAAACACAGCAUUCACUGUAAGGGGGUCUCAACUGAGACUUUUACAACAUUUACACACAAAAAACAUUAGAACGAUGAAGCAUUGUAUAGGUAAACUAAUUACUUUCAAUGUUAAUGGAAAUAGAUUAGAACAGGCUGCAUUCAAGUUUCUAGCACCUUUUCUUUUUACCACAUAUGGAUCUAUCCUGGCAUCAUCCAGCAUUGGUGAAAAUAAUCAAGUGUCACCUCAAGCAUUGGUUUGGUUAUUAGAUGGAUUAAACUCAGAUAUCUGGAAUAGCAGACUUAAAUUGGCUUCAGUGUUCUACAGUACAGGAGAUAUGGAGAAAGCUGAACUAAUACUGACACACACUGAACAACAAUAUUACUCUUAUCCUGUUUUUCCUAUCUGUAGAUGCGAGGAUAUGCCUCCACCAGCAGUAACAGCAGAAUUCAAGAGGGUAUGUGGUGAACAAAGUGAGGACUGUAUUAAACAUAUAACAGCAUUUUGUGUCACAUUCAUACAGAAAGAGAUCAACUGUGUUCCUCAUGAACUACAAUAUGAAAUGUUUAGAUCUACACAAGAUGACAUGAUACACAGAGAUGAGGAUGAAGACUAUUGGAUGGACUGGGCUGUAGUUGAUUCUCUACCUUUCCUAUACUUCCUGCAAUACAAGAUCUACAGUCAUCUACAAAGACAUGAAGAUAAACAACAAGCACUAAGUAAACUUAUAAGAACCAUAGAAACUGAUAAAAACCUCAGACAUAGAGAAACAGCUCUCAACAUUUUAGGACAAUGUAUGGAACAAGAAAACAGACCUCAACAGGCAUUAAAUUACUACCUGCUUUCUCUUCAACAAAGGCAAAGAAACAAUGUAGCAAUCAUCCAUAUAUGUAAGCUCCUUUCUGGCUUAUUGGCAGCACAAUAAUAAGGGUUCAAAAUACAGUGACAGUAUUACAACUGAAGUUUUCAAUGAUUAUAUACUGAUUGUGUGUAUUAAACUGACUCAGAUGUUAAAAUAUAUACAUGUAUAUGCCUUUCAUCAUUCUUUCUGUUACAUUUUAGUCUCAAAUAAAACAAUCAGAGUGAAUUAACAACUACUAUGUGAUAUGAUUUUGUAUAUAUAAUCUUAUACUGUUAUAAAAUAUGAAAUAAACAAAAUAACUAGAACUCCACGAGUUUGCUCUGUGUCACCUUGUAAACAGUUGAGCUGUCACUUAAAUUAGGCAUUUUCUUCUUAAAUAUUGGUUAUUUAUAAACACUGCUCUUACAAUGUACAUGUACCUUUAACUUAAGUGGUUUUUGAACUGAUUGUAACAAUGUAACAUCAGGAUUAAUAAAACUGUAACAUUAUCAAAAAUAAAAAUACCAUGGAAAAGUUUUACACUGACAGAUCAAAUUGAGGACUCUGUGAUUGAUCCUUAAGCAUUGCACUUCAGGUCAAUGAAAAAAGCUUACAAACCAAAUUUGGAGUCAAUCAAACUUAAGCCUCGGUCUCACUUACUCCCGGCAGAGCCCAGGACCAUCCCAGUAAGUUACUGGAUGGUCCGGGAUGAAAUUAUUGUUGCGGUCACACUUACCCCGGCAGCACUACGGUAGUUCCCUACUAACCACCCAGGAUGCGCUCUGGAUCAUCCAGGCAGAGCCCAGGUGAAGCUACAGUUCAUGCCGGUGCUUCCCCGGUUGUUCCCGGAUGACGCCGGAAGAGCCCCGGUUGACCCAGGCAGAGCCCCGAUCGAUCCAGGCAGAGCCCCGGCAGAGCCCAGGACAAUCCAGGCAGAGCCCCGGUAGAACCCCGGUGGA
This is a messenger RNA of Ruditapes philippinarum (Manila clam), 3726 nucleotides long. RefSeq lists its product as uncharacterized. Gene Ontology annotation, molecular function: protein binding. Lineage: Eukaryota; Metazoa; Mollusca; Bivalvia; Venerida; Veneridae. Bases 746 to 2851 code for a protein of 701 amino acids. The transcript is spliced from 2 exons. The record is from RefSeq and is a predicted model, not a curated record.